Messenger RNA from Globicephala melas (long-finned pilot whale), 209 nucleotides. Its product is annotated as metallothionein-1E-like. Gene Ontology annotation, molecular function: metal ion binding. Gene Ontology annotation, cellular component: cytoplasm; nucleus. Gene Ontology annotation, biological process: detoxification of copper ion; cellular response to cadmium ion; cellular response to copper ion. NCBI's taxonomy places the organism in Eukaryota, Metazoa, Chordata, Mammalia, Artiodactyla, Delphinidae. The record is from RefSeq and is a predicted model, not a curated record.
AUGGACCCCAAGUGCUCCUGCCCCACUGGCGGCUCCUGCGGCUGCGCUGGCUCCUGCACCUGCAAAGCCUGCAGAUGCACCUCCUGCAAGAAGAGCUGCUGCUCCUGCUGCCCCGUGGGCUGCGCCAAGUGUGCCCAGGGCUGCGUCUGCAAAGGGGCCUCGGACAAGUGCAGCUGCUGUGCCUGAUGUCGCGGAGAGCCUGCCCCGGG